Daktulosphaira vitifoliae (grape phylloxera) is the source of this 3723-nucleotide messenger RNA. RefSeq lists its product as uncharacterized. Gene Ontology annotation, molecular function: DNA-binding transcription factor activity, RNA polymerase II-specific; RNA polymerase II cis-regulatory region sequence-specific DNA binding. The transcript has 9 exons. NCBI's taxonomy places the organism in Eukaryota, Metazoa, Arthropoda, Insecta, Hemiptera, Phylloxeridae. Gene Ontology annotation, cellular component: nucleus. The record is from RefSeq and is a predicted model, not a curated record. Gene Ontology annotation, biological process: regulation of transcription by RNA polymerase II. Bases 259 to 3240 code for a protein of 993 amino acids.
CUACCAGUAGUAAACACUUGUUCAGUACGUGAGCACGCUAGUUACGUCACCAGCGGACUCAGUACUUUUAUUUUUAUUUGUUUUUAUUACUAUCUAUUUUUUAAAUAAAUUUUUAUUUGAAACGCUUGUUUCUUGAAAUCGAAAUUUGUCCGUUUUCUACGGUUUAGUUAAUUUAUGUUACCACGAUUAUGGAAAAAUUUGGCCAACAGGUACAUUCUAUGUACGAAACGGCAAUCUCAAUGAGGAUCCGGGAUCCGGAUGUCUUUGGAAUGUGAAAUAAUGCCGCGAAAACGACUGUCGGGGGACCCCCCUGUUCAUAAAUUAGACGAUACCACUGUCGAGAUGAGUCCCAGCCACAACGAACACAAAAAUAUAAUGUGUCGUACCGAGAAACCUGCUCCUCCUUCGACUCCGUUGUCGGCAGGCAAUUAUUUACACAAGAAGUUCAAAAAAGUGGCCACGGCUGACGAUUGUUCCGAUGCUGCUGUUGCUACUACGCCUGCUGCGUUACCAACAGACGAACAUAACGUGGAAGGUGUUUGGAGACACAAGUGUCCUUACUGCAAAACUGUGUGCACCAAGCCCAGCGCUCUUGCCAAACAUUUGCAAGUGCAUUCCGACGAGCGACCGUUUCCGUGUGAAACGUGUGGCUUUGCAUUCAAAACAAAAAGCAAUCUUUCAAAACACUGUAAAUCUCAGUCGCACACCGAAAGACUCGCCAAAGAAGAACCGGAAGUGGCGAAGCCCAAAAUUUACAAACCCAAAUUUCGUACUGUUUCGUUGUACACUAAACUGGAAAAUAACGCGAUUGACAAUCCUGAAUCACAAUUGCCCAACAAUACUCCCAAGUAUGAUUCAUCACAACCAUUAAACCUAUCUGUGACUUCUGUCAAGAAAAGUUCAGAAAGAGAUAUUCCUCCAGUUGAAAACGGCAAAUCUGAAUUAAAAGGUGUCUAUAAGUUAUUGUUGAAUCAGAUAGUCAAGUGUAACGUGAAGAAAUCGCAUCUUUUUUGCGAACAGUGUGGCUUAAAGUUUAACAAUCUCGAAGACUUGACUAGGCACGUAUGCGAUAAAAGUCCAACAAAACUUCAUAAUGCCAAGACAGUCGUCAUGCCUCUACCGUCUCCAGGCCCUUUAUUGGGUCGAACACCUCUCGUUGAAUUCCACCGACCCAAGGAGCCGGAUACGCCGACAAAGCCCCCAAUGUUUGUUCGUAUGGACGACAUCGGACAACAGCGUGGUAUGCUUACUAUUUUGCAAGGUGGAAGAGCUGUACCAUUUGUCCCUGGAAUACCUGGUCCUCAUACAGCUAUUCCCCAACAAAUGCGGUCUCCCUAUGAACUGAAGCAAACCGAACCUCCCCCAGCAAAGAAACCAAAAUUAGAAGAAGAAUUUGUCAUUUCUACUGCGCAACAGAUUACAAAUACCUCUGUAACAACUACAACUGUAGUAGCUCAAAAAUUUGUACGUCCAACAUCAUUGGCUUUUAAACCAGGAACUUUUAGUACAAAUAGAAUGUUGCCUGUGGUUAGUCCAGAUACACCCAGACCAAAGAAAAGUUAUCAGCAGCUAUACUUAAAUGGGCAUGCAUAUACAUAUCUUGGUCUCAAAUGCUCUACAAGAGUAUUUUACUGUACAUUGACUAAAUGUCAACCAACAUACACUAUCCUUCCAGAAGUUAACAACAUAUCUAUGUACUCUAAUUGGAAGAUUUGUUCUGAUGUGGGUAAUAACAUGCUUGGUAUACGUGGUAUGGAUUUCUAUGAUUCAAGUCAACGAAAUCAUAGAUAUACAUUAGCUGGAAAAUCUCAUGACUAUUUAGUUGCUCAUUCUUCUUACAAGCACCAAAAGACUCCUGAAAAGUCCAACAAAAUAGAGAUAUCAUCAGCUGGUAAACUAAAGAUAUGCCCGGGUGGUUUUGAGUCCAAUGAAGAUUAUGUGUAUGUAAGAGGUAGAGGGCGAGGGCGAUAUGUUUGUGCUGACUGUGGAAUUCGUUGUAAAAAACCAUCAAUGUUAAAAAAGCAUAUCAGAACCCAUACAGAUUUGAGGCCUUAUACAUGUACACAAUGUACUUUUAGUUUCAAGACCAAGGGUAAUCUUACGAAACAUAUGAAAUCAAAAGCUCAUUUUAAAAAAGGAGUUGAACAAGACUUAAAUCAAUCAUCAUCUGAUGAAGUGAAACAGCUAGAUUCAGAAGAUAUGGAAGAUUAUUCUGAAGAUAAUUUGGAUGAAGAUGAUGAUGUUGAUGAAGAGGAAGAAGAUGAUGAUAUAUUGGAUAGACUUAGUUGGCGUAAAUCACAGUCUGAUUUUGAUGCCGCACGUUCUUUAUUAAGGCUUUCACAAGUAACUCCUUCUCAAAUACCUCAGUCAAAUCAUGCUAAGGCUGGUAUUUUACCAUAUGACCAUAGGCCAGUAUCAUAUCCAUAUCAAUCUCCUUUACCAUUAACAGAAUCUGAGAUGCUAGGAAAUAAUUUACCUGAGAAACAAAUAAGUUUAUCUGCACAACCAUGUAAUUACUCUGCAGUUUCAUCAGGUCUUCCUACAUCUUCCCCUGACACAAUUCCAGCUACCCUUCAAUCUAGACCUUCAGAUCUCAGGCAGUUUAAUUCAGUAUCCAAUAAUAAUCAAAAAACAAAUGGUAAUAAACCUAUAGAUUUAUCGCGUUUUGGAAAUAAUUUAGAAAGUGAUCAUGGUAAUAAAUUACAUACAAUCAUUUCACCUCCAAGAAAGCCUAAAGCAUUGUUUAGACAACCAACUACAAAUGGUCCAUCACAAAAAUAUACAAGUAUUUUGGAAGAUGGGCGAAGUAAAUGUAUGGUGUGUGAUAAAGUGUUCAAUAAACCCAGUCAAUUACAGUUGCACAUUAAUAUACAUUAUUUUGAGCAACCAUUUCGCUGUGAAACCUGUAAAGAAUCAUUCCGGACUAAACAUCUUCUGCAAAAGCAUUUAGAUUCUAAUUCACACUUAAAUAAAACAAAUAUGAUUACUACCCAAGGGCCAGUUAUUAAAAAUCCACGACCUUUUGAAUGUGCUGAUUGCCAAGUUGGUUUUCGAAUUCAUGGACAUUUAGCAAAACACUUACGUUCAAAAAUGCAUAUCCUUAAGUUGGAGUGUCUUGGAAAAAUACCAUUUGGAACAUAUGCAGAAAUUGAAAGAUUGGGACUAAAUUUAAAUGAUAUAGACACCACAGAUUGUGAUAGUGCUCUGAAGAGUUUACAAGCCAGUCAAAAAGCAGUUUAAUAGCAAAUAAAUUCAUAUUGUUAAAAUUGAAUUUAAUUGAUCCUGAGGAGUAAAUAUUGAGCACUCAAUUUAUUAUAAAAAGACUGAUUUCUAGAGUUUUAUUUUGUAACAUCUAGAAAACUGUGAUACUGAGACUUAUAAUAUAACCUUGCAAUAUUACAGCAUGACAUAAACAAAUGAGCAAUUGAAGUGUCCACACAUUUUAUCCAAAAUGUUGUUGUAGUUUUUUGCUCUGUUAAAUUAUUGUUAUAUAAAAAUGGGUAAAAAUUGGAAAUGUAUGAAAAAAAUGUAUAUGUACAUUAUUAUUAUUAUACUUUCAACUAAGUUUUAGAGAAAAUUAAAGCUUAGUUAAUUUAUUAUUGAUGAGGUAUUGUACAUUUCUAUGUAAAAUUGAUGGAAUUGUUUGUUUAUUUUGUGUAAUUUGUUAUAUAUUGAUGUUUCACUUUUAUUCAAAAUGGAGUAAAUGAUGUGUUUAAGCUUAUA